This is a messenger RNA of Lytechinus variegatus (green sea urchin), 3457 nucleotides long. Its product is annotated as integral membrane protein GPR155-like. The transcript has 16 exons. Gene Ontology annotation, biological process: intracellular signal transduction; transmembrane transport. The coding region runs from base 257 to 2905 and encodes 882 amino acids. Lineage: Eukaryota; Metazoa; Echinodermata; Echinoidea; Temnopleuroida; Toxopneustidae. The record is from RefSeq and is a predicted model, not a curated record. Gene Ontology annotation, cellular component: membrane.
GAACGCGAGAAGCCACUCUCGUGAACAGCACUUUACAGCAGUCAGGACUGCACAGCUCAGAAGCUUCACCGCGCCGUCCACGCACUACAUCUACUCGCUGGAAAUACGAUUUUGCAGCAAAUAUUUUAACCUGCAUGGUAAAUGUCCUCAAGUUACUGUGUGAUUACAAGCUGACAAGAAUAGAGUAGUUCGAUUUUCCUGGAAAAGACAUGAACAUUUACAAUUGCAAGCUCAGAUGAAUUUCAAGUAAUCCACCAUGGCAGAAAUAUUGACAAUCACACCCGUACUCCAUGAAAAUCCCAACACAACGACGGGACCUCCAUCGACACCCAACGCAACAGUACUUGCCUUCCAGAAUCUGAUCCCCGCUCUUGUCCAAUGCUUCACGAUCAUCUUAUUCGGCUACUUGGCGGGACGGACGCGGAUUGUUUGUCCGUCGCAGGCGAAGGGGCUGGGUCACUAUGUAUCGUACUUUGCCCUGCCGGCAAUGUUGUUUAAAUCACUGGUAGAACUGGAUUUCACUCAGGUGAACUGGCUAUUUUUUGCCAGUGUGUUGAUUGCCAAAGCAAUUAUCUUCACUGUGGUCUACAUUGGAACCCUGUUGCUAGGUGGGAAUGGAUCCUUAGGCAAGGCGGGUCUGUACAGCAUGUUUGCUACACAAAGUAAUGACUUUGCUCUUGGAUACCCAAUUGUGCAAGCUCUGUACGGCACCAGUAACCCUGAUAUGAUUCAGUACAUCUAUAUCUUUGCACCGAUCAAUCUCCUGUUCCUCAAUCCUUGGGGAUUCCUGUCCUUAGAAGUUCAGAAGACAUCCAGGGCAAACGAACGAAGGAGCAAAGCCUUGGUUGCUUGGUCUGUCUGUAAAGGCCUCAUCACCAACCCAAUCUUCACAACCGUCUUCAUAGGGAUCAUCUUCAACUUUGCCCUCUCCCAGGGGUUACCAAAGAUCCUAGACGACAUCCUAACCUCCUUGGCUAACUCCUUCGGAGCAACGGCUCUCUUUCUCCUGGGUAUCAACAUGGUAGGAAAGGUCAAACAACAGAGCGGCCUGGCCCUGGUCUCACCGGCACUACUUAUUGCUUUCAAAUUAUUGGUACUUCCUCUUGUUACCAAUCAGCUGGUGUAUGCUCUAAACCCUGGUGGAAGCAACGAGACCUUGACAGACUCCUAUGCAUCGUUUGGUUUCCUCUACGGUUCCCUUCCAACGGCUCCUACUGUCUUCCUCUAUGCAACUCAUUAUCAACAGUCUAUGCAUAUGAUUGCCCCUACCAUGGUCUAUUGCACAUUUGUCUCCGCCCCUUUUAUGUUUAUUACUGCUACCAUGGUGAUGAUCCCCAUGGCAACAGAAGGUCAAUACCACAAUGCCCUUUCUGAUGGUGCCUUUGAUGUGAGCUGUAUUGGUCUUGCAUCUGCAAUCUGGGUUUUUAUCAUAUUUCUCCUGAGAAGAAAAACAUCUCAUUUCCCUCAUCAAUUCACAGCCAAUCUUAUUGUAGCUCAGGCUCUUGCUGCAUUUGGAGUGAUCCUCUGUCACACGAUUACCUUCAAUACGUACUGGGCUAAAGUCCUUCACUUCAUCAUCAUGUUGACCGGGGUGUUCGGUGCCCGCUGCUGGACGGCAAUGGUGGCGCUAUCACUCUUCCUUCUACGCUACCGAAGCACCUGCUACGUCAUCAAACAUCGCUUCUGGUUUUAUUUCUAUGGAUGGGGGAUUCCAGUGAUGACAGUAGGGAUUCUUGUUGCUUUGCUUCCAUUAGAUGAUGAUGAUGUAGAUGUCCUAUAUGAGAUAGAAAAACCACAGCUUAUUGCCAGUAUCAUCAUCCUCAUUCUCAACCUGGUGUUGAUAUUGGUAUCUCUGAUUGGAUUGCAUCGAUGGGACCGUUUCCGUCGUCAAGGUUACCAACCCAUCAUGGGUAACGACUCCGAGGAGAGCGAGAAUGAAACCAGGACCAAUGGUCAUCUGAGCACCAAGCAAGCUCUUCUUAAAGAAGUCCCAGACAAGAAUUCUCACGACUCACCCACACUCCUCUGCGACGAUUCUUUGUCAUCCUCCUCUACAUCCUCAUCAUCACCAAUCCACCUUGCCGACAUCGAGGACCUCACCAGUCUCAACGCUGCCAUCGGUCGUCAGAUGUGCAGCCGCCAUUUUGGCUGUUCCCGCUACCAGAGCGGCGAGUGCCGUCGUCUGCUGCUGAAGAGGAGCAUGGUGGAGAUAAGUCGGCAGGAAGAGGAGGAUGCGGUGCUCUUGAACGAAGCCGAGAGGCAUCAGCUUGGCCGUCAUAUCUUGCUGCUGUACUUCCUCAUGUUAUCGAUGGUUGUGGCUGUAUCCCUGUGUUUCUGGAAGCUGAUUGGUUCAACUCAAUCAGGGAUCUUCUUAGAAUUGUCAUUCCUUGAUUGCAUCCUGAAUUACGGCCAAGGAUUCAUUGUUUUGGCUAUCUUUGGCUUUGACACAGAGAAUGUCAUCAUGCCAGUCAUUAGAUUGAUAAGGAAAUGUAUCUAUGGUACUGAGAAAGUUCGUCUACCCCGCAAAAACUCCCUCAGUCCAGAAGUUAUGCAAACUUGUGAACAGUUUACGACCCACCACCUUGCGCGAUGUCGGGAUGUCAUUGUUGCAGAUAGAAAGUAUCAUUUGCGGACGUACAAGAAUGUUUUCCGUGGGUCAGACCUUGUUGAUUGGCUCUUGGAGGUCGGUCUUGCCGAGGGUCGCAUCGAGGCUUCCAACUAUGCAACGCGCCUUCUGCUUGGACGCAUCCUAGAACACACCCACCAGGAACAUCAUUUCCAUGACAACGGACUAUUCUUUAGAUUCAUUGAGGAUGAAGAACAGGGUGGAGGGAUCAGAGGUGACAUGGAGGAGAAUGGCAAUGAUAAUGGUGUAGAAGAUCAGCAAAGAACAGUAUCGUCAUGACAUCGGAAGCGUUCCACACAAGAUGAAUAAAUCAGACAUUUUUCUUGAGAGACAUCUUUGUGAAGCGCAGCACAAUUCUAGUUUAUUCUAGUUUUUUUGUGUGUAAAAUAUCCAGAUUGUUGAAAGAGCUAAGCUCUUCUAGGAGGUUGUAAAAUUUAGACGUCGACAGAGGAAUUCAAGAGAAAGUAGAGACGUGGUCUCACACUAUUUACCUGUUUGGGGAUGACUUAGUAGAUCACCCCUGAACAAUGCUUCAUAUGCUAGACAAGAGUAGGACUGAAGGAGAUGGAAAGGGGUGGAGUAUAAUAGCAAGAAAAACAAUUAGUGUGAUCUUCUAUGAGAUACUUCAAGCUUUUCAUGAUCUCAGCAUGUGGAAAGACUGUAGAAUAGCAAAGAACAAUGCUUACUACUUAUUCUGGAGGUAUCCAUGGUUGCAUUUAAAAGAAUGUAGGGGCUUGACAGUACAGCAUGUAUCUGUGCAUACAUUGUGUGCGGGAAUGACUGAUUGAAUCCAAUGACCAGGGUAAUAACGUAUCUGUAAAAUGCUUAGAC